This is a messenger RNA of Galendromus occidentalis (western predatory mite), 1281 nucleotides long. RefSeq names its product sodium-dependent glucose transporter 1. Lineage: Eukaryota; Metazoa; Arthropoda; Arachnida; Mesostigmata; Phytoseiidae. The record is from RefSeq and is a predicted model, not a curated record. Bases 1 to 1281 code for a protein of 426 amino acids. Gene Ontology annotation, biological process: transmembrane transport. Gene Ontology annotation, molecular function: D-glucose transmembrane transporter activity. The transcript has 8 exons.
AUGAUCGUGAAUCUGGAGCGACCCGGCCUAGACUAUUGGCACAGCAUCAAUCAGAUCAUGGUCAUUUUCGGAGCGGGUCUUUCGAGUGGAAUCUACGGACCGUCUCUGAUCGAUCUGGCCGAAGUGUAUUCCUCAACCCCAGAUGGUAUCGCAGUUAUGAAUUCAGCGAGAGCCGUCGGAAUGUUCCUCGGAUCAUGCGUUGGCGGUAUUUUCUUCGCGCGAAUGAACGAUCAAAUAUUGAUGAUUAUCACGCUACUCAUCUACGCGGCCGGAACGACUUUGAUCCCGCUGCUUCCGAACAUCACCUCUUUGUAUAUCACUGGUUUCAUCUCUGGGACGUCGAUAGGGGUUUCGCAUAUCGGAUCUCAGGUACGUCUGGUCAAGAUUUGGCCGAAGCAAAGUGCUUCGGCGAUCCAAGCCUUCCACACAGCCUACGGAGUCGGAGCGAUGUUUGGACCAUUCAUGGGCGCUCCCUUCCUGAGUGAGCGGGACGGCGACCUCAUUCUAAGGGCAACGCAACUCCACAUCCCCUACGCUGCCAUCGGAGUCCUCUGCGUCGUGGUCGUCGCAUCCAUGAUCGGCGCGUAUAUCCUCGAUCCAGCUGGAAUUGUGGAGACGAAAGAAGCGAAGAAGAUCGAGCACUCUGCAUCGGAUAAAAGAUUGGAAAUCAUUCUGAUGACUAUGCUGUUCAUCUAUCUGGCCGUUUGCUGCAGUGGAGAAUGUACAUUCAGCACUCUGAUAUCUGUCUACGCCUUCGGCAGUCCGGCCCUGCAUUUCUCGAAGCCUGAAGCGGCGUAUCUGGCGGGAGUAUUCUGGGCGACAUUCACCGGCGGUCGGAUCGUCUCGAUCGUCAUCGCUGUUUUCUUCGAUGUGAAGCAGCUCUUGAUCAUCUCUCAUUCGCUCGUGAUUCUCGCCUCAGCCAUCCUGAUCAUUUUCAACAGCUCAACAAUGUGUGCCUGGGUCGGUGUUGCCCUCAUGGGUUUGGGAGCAUCUUCCUUGUACGGCGCAGCCAGCGGUCUGGUCUUCCAGUACAUUAACGUGCGGCAUCUCCACGUCAGCGUGAUCUUGGCGGCCGCAUGCUUGGGAAUCGCUUUCCCCUCUUACUUCGUACCGUCUAUCGUUGAGGUGUGGCCGAUGUUCCUUCAGUACUUCACGGGCUUGGGGAACAUCAUUCACAUCAUCAUAUUGCUGGCGAUCUUCUGGGCUUUACGUGGGAAGCAAGUUAUGUUCUCGGAAGAAGCAGGGAAUCAAGAGCCGAAGAAAGACAGUAGCGUAGCCUGA